AUGUGCUUCUCCCACCAAAAGCAAAACUUUUUCCGUUUGUCUAAUUCAUAUUCUUCAUYUGAAAUUGCUAAUGCUCCUGCUACUUCUACUGCAACUGCUACUGCUACGGAUAAUGCUACUCCUAAUGCUAUUGCUACUGCUAAUGCUACUAUUACUGGAAAAGUAAACGUGGUGGCUAAUGCUUUAAGUCGUCAAGAGAAAAGUGGUACCAUGAAGGCUAUAGCUUUAAGAGUUGAGUUACUACCGAGUAUCCAAGAAGAAUUGCAAGAAUUCCAAAGGGAAGCUAUGAAGGAAGAUAAAAUUAAACAAGAAAGACUAGGUAGAAUGGUAUCUGAAUUUGAAAAGAAUGACAAAGAAUUUUGGAGUUUCCAAAAUAGAAUUUGGGUACCGUCUUACGGUAAUCUCAGAGAGCAUAUCUUAAAUGAAGCUCACAACUCACGUUUUUCUAUUCACUCGGGUACAAACAAAAUGUAUUGGGAUCUGAAGCAAUACUAUUGGUGGCCAAGCAUGAAGAAAGAUAUAGCAAAACAUGUUGAGCAAUGUAUGACAUGUCUCCAGACGAAAGUGUCGAACUCCUUUGUGCUGGAACGAGAUGAGAAACAGUUAGCUGGGCCUGAGCUAGUCCAGCAAACAGCGGAUAAAAUUGGCCUAAUACAGAAACGAAUGAAAGUGGCACAAGAUAGGCAAAGAAGUUAUGCCGAUAAACUUCGGAAACCACUUGAGUUCCAAAUUGGUGACAAAGUGAUGUUAAAGAUAUCACCUUGGAAAGGAAUAAUACGCUUUAGUAAAAAGGGAAAGUUAAGUCCAAGAUUUAUUGGACCAUUUCCUAGCAUUGAAAGAGUUAGAGAGGUGACAUACAAGCUAGAACUGCCAUCAGAGUUAAGUGGUAUUCAUAACACAUUUCAUGUGUCGAAUUUAAGAAAGUGUUUAGUAAACCCAGAAGUUGUGGUGCCUCUACCAGAAAUUAAAAUUGAUGAAAAUUUAUGUUUUGAAGAAAUUCCUGAAGCCAUUAUUGACUUCAUGAUAAAGAAGUUGCAGAAUAAAGAGAUUGGAUUAGUAAAAGUACAGUGGCAUUAUCAUAAAGGGGUGGACGCCACAUGGGCAAUCGAGUCAGAAAUGCGAGCAAAAUAUCCUUAUUUGUUUACUUAG
This is a messenger RNA of Cynara cardunculus var. scolymus (artichoke), 1149 nucleotides long. RefSeq lists its product as uncharacterized. Lineage: Eukaryota; Viridiplantae; Streptophyta; Magnoliopsida; Asterales; Asteraceae. The coding region runs from base 1 to 1149 and encodes 382 amino acids. The record is from RefSeq and is a predicted model, not a curated record. The transcript has 3 exons.